Messenger RNA from Lycium ferocissimum, 1079 nucleotides. RefSeq lists its product as uncharacterized. The transcript has 3 exons. The record is from RefSeq and is a predicted model, not a curated record. Bases 630 to 1079 code for a protein of 149 amino acids. NCBI's taxonomy places the organism in Eukaryota, Viridiplantae, Streptophyta, Magnoliopsida, Solanales, Solanaceae.
GGGAGUUGUCAUAUUGGAAGGAUAAUCUUCUACGCCAUAAUCUUGAUGUCAUGCACAUUGAAAAAAAAUUAUUUUGAUUAUUUGUUUAACACAGUGAUGGAUGUGAAGGACAAGACGAAAGAUAAUGUUAAGGCUAGAAUGGACUUGAUUGAGUAUUGUGGACGAAAAGAGUUAUGGUUGCAACCUAAACAGAACAGGUUCUUCAAGCCUAAGGCUAGCUAUUCUUUCACAAUGGAGCAGAAGCGAAAGAUUUGUGAGUGGCUCCAGAACUUGAAGAUGCCCGAUGGCCAUGCAUCAAAUUUUGGAUCACGUGUUGAUAUGGAGCAAGGCAGGAUACAUGGGAUGAAAAGUCAUGACUGUCACGUUUUCAUGGAAACUUUACUCCCUAUUGUAUUUAGUGGCUUGCCUGAACGAAUCUGGAAACCUAUGUUAGAAAUUAGUUUAUUCUUCAAAGACUUGUGUUCUAGUACGUUGAGGGAGGAUAACCUUUGUCGGAUGCAUCAGAAUAUUCCUGUUAUCACAAACAAGUUGGAGAAAAUUCUUCCAUCGGGGUUCUUUGAUGUGAUGGAACAUUUCCAAUUCACCUUGCAUACGAAGCGAGGCUCGGAGGCCCAGUUCAAUAUAGGUGGAUGUAUCCCUUCGAGAGGUCUAUUGGUAAGUUAAAAAGGGCUAUGAAGCAAAAAUCGAAAGUGGAAGGCUCAAUGUGCGAAGUUUAUCUUGCCAAGGAAACAUCCCAUUUCUGUUCUUACUACUUUCAGAACGAUGUGGCUUGUUUGAGAAACAGGCCUAAUCGACACUAUGAUGGAGGUGUGAAUAACUCUUUGUUGAAGCCGAUAUCGAUCUUCAAUCGACCAGGUGAUGGGUCCAAAAAACGUGAGAGGCCAUUGAAUCAAAUGGAGUAUAAAUCAGCUUCGACACAUAGCUUGUUAAAUUGCCCAGAAGUUCAACCUUAUUAUGAUCUCUUUGUGGAGAUACAUGGCCAAGAAACCGUGUCCGACCAAUUUGGGACUUGGUUUAACAAUUAUGUAAGUUUUAUAUAUAAUUUUCUAACCCAAUGUAGCAACAUUACUAAGUUUUGA